GUUCUCUCGUCCGCCAUUACGGCGUCACAAUCGCUAUAAGGAAUUGAUUGAAACGCCCUCGUUGUGAAAAAUUAGAAGCUCUUCUUAAAAGAUUCAGAGAUAUGCCACCGCCAGAUAAGAAAAGUUCAACUAAAGGAAAAACUAUACUACAAUCUUAUUUGAACUCUUUUGAACAAGAUAAUGAAGAAACAACUACUGUAAUAGCUGUAAAUGGCAGUGGUGAUGAAGAGGCUGAUACAGGUGUAACAUAUUUUGUGGAUGAAGAAGGUCGCUACUACUACCAGCAGGCUGGUGACAAUCAGAACCUUGUUUCCAUACCAACUGAAGUAACCCAAGACAAUGAAGAGAUAUCAGAAGAGUCGCAGAUGCUGGUGGAAGGAGAUAGUUACCAAACUGUAACUUUGGUACCAUCAGAAACAGGAAACGGUGAAGUCAGCUAUGUGCUUGUCAUGCAAGAGGAAAAUAAACCAGUAAUGAACAUUGAUAUAAAGGUGGAUCAGGAGGAAAAAAGUAACGACGUAUACACUUUUGAGGAGGAAGAGGAAGCCGAACAAGAGCGUUCUGAUGAUGCGGACGAGCCUGUAAAGGCGAAAAGUUCAACUUCAAAACGUAAAAAGUGUGUGCGACCACAUUUCACCUGCAAUUUCUGCACCUACACAAGUCAUAGAAGGUACCUGUUGUUGCGCCAUAUGAAGUCUCAUUCUGAGGAACGACCGCACAAGUGCAGUAUUUGCGAGCGUGGCUUUAAGACCAUUGCAUCUUUACAAAACCAUGUCAACAUGCAUAAUGGUGUUAAGCCUCAUGUUUGCAAGUACUGUAAAAGUCCUUUUACUACUUCAGGGGAACUGGUCCGCCAUGUUCGCUACCGCCAUACACACGAGAAGCCUCACAAAUGCUCUGAGUGUGAUUACGCUUCUGUAGAACUUUCAAAACUACGACGUCAUGUGCGAUGUCACACUGGAGAAAGACCAUACCAGUGUCCUCAUUGUACAUAUGCCUCUCAAGAUACAUUCAAAUUGAAAAGACAUUUGCGCACACAUACUGGAGAGAAGCCUUACAAAUGUGACCAUUGCAACAUGUGCUUUACACAAUCCAACUCUCUUAAGGCUCACAAGUUGAUUCACAAUGUAUCAGAGAAGCCAGUGUUCGCAUGUGAGCUUUGUCCAACAAAAUGCGGUCGUAAAACCGAUUUACGCAUACAUGUGCAAAAAUUGCAUACAUCUGAUAAACCUCUUAAAUGUAAAAGAUGUGGUAAAACAUUCCCAGACCGAUAUUCAUGUAAAAUGCACAAUAAGACACAUGAAGGUGAAAAGUGCUUCAAAUGCGAGCUGUGUCCAUAUGCAUCAACAACUCUACGUCAUCUCAAGUCACACAUGCUCAAACAUACAGAUGAGAAGCCCUUCGUAUGUGAUCAGUGUGACCAGUCAUUUAGGCAAAAGCAACUCUUGCGUCGUCAUCAAAACUUGUACCACAACCCCAAUUAUGAGCCGAAGCCUCCUAAGGAGAAGACACACACAUGCCAUGAAUGCAAGCGGACAUUUGCGCACAAUGGCAACUUAAUUAGACAUCUUGCUAUUCAUGAUCCAGAGUCAGGCCACCAUGAGAGAGCCCUUGCCCUUAAACUUGGUCGUCAAAGGAAAAUUAAAAUUAUUGACGGAAAUAUGAAGAUGGAGGACUCCAGCAAUGAUGGAGUUAUAACGAAGCUAGAGCUAGGCAACAAUGAACUUAAACGUGGCGAGCUGGUGACUGUAGCAGAUGGUGAAGGGCAGCAGUAUGUUGUACUCGAGGUGAUUCAGCUUGAAGAUGGGACUGAGCAGCAAGUCGCCGUCGUUGCUCCAGACUAUAUGGAGGAAGAAGAACCAGAAGAAGAAGAGGAGGAGGAGGAGGAAGAUGAAGAUGAUGAGAUGGAAAAGAAACAGGCUUACAUUGAGCAAGCUAAACAGAAAAAUUUAGAAAGAAGCAUAAAGCUUGAAAAGGAUGUAGAUGCUUGCUUCGGCUUUGAUGAGGACGAUGAACCGGAGGACGAAGGGGAAGAAAUAACUUACAGUGAAAAUGUUGUAUUACGUCUAGUUUAAAUGCACAAGUAGGAAUACUUAAUAAUCUUUCAUAUAAGUCACUCAGUGUAUCGUUAAAGUUAGAAUGGCCACUCUAAUGUACUACUUACUUAAAAUAUACGCAUCCUAUCAAAA
Molecule: messenger RNA, 2189 nt
Organism: Nymphalis io (European peacock)
Lineage: Eukaryota; Metazoa; Arthropoda; Insecta; Lepidoptera; Nymphalidae
Product: transcriptional repressor CTCF-like
Exons: 15
Coding region: 102-2075 (657 amino acids)
Biological process (GO): regulation of transcription by RNA polymerase II
Cellular component (GO): nucleus
Molecular function (GO): DNA-binding transcription factor activity; RNA polymerase II cis-regulatory region sequence-specific DNA binding
Source: RefSeq, a predicted model, not a curated record